GGCUCAGGAAAUCCGCAGGGUCUCACAGCCGCGCCAAGAGAGAACAACAGAGGCCCGGGACCCCCUAUACACUUUUCUUCACUGUAGCUGUGGAAACUUUCCAUCGGCGCCGCCUGCGUCUCAGCUGAACUUGCAGACGAAAAAGCCAGCUCAGCUCACCGCUGCUCUCACUGCGAACCCCUCUCUAUCCCUCAGCGCCCUAAAACGAGGAUGGCGCCUCAUCCUUCGUGUGCGCCAGCUGUCCAAGUGACCCACCAGACCGAGCAGCCUUUCCCGAGCGCCCCAGAAGACAAAGUGACCUGCGUCGCAUCCGCUCCGCCCAGCCCCACUCGCGUACCGGGGAACAGCGCGGAAGCGGAAGGGGGUGGCUGCCGAGCGGCCUCGAGGAAGCUCCGGGCGCGGCGUGGGGGGCGCAGCCGGCCCAAGAGUGAGUUGGCUCUGAGCAAGCAGCGACGGAGCCGGCGCAAGAAGGCCAACGACCGUGAGCGCAAUCGAAUGCACAAUCUCAACUCCGCGUUGGAUGCGCUGCGCGGGGUCCUGCCCACCUUCCCGGACGAUGCGAAACUCACCAAGAUAGAGACGCUACGCUUCGCACACAAUUACAUCUGGGCGCUGACGCAAACGCUGCGCAUAGCGGACCACAGCCUCUACGGGCUGGAGCCGCUUGCACCGACCUGCGAGGAGCUGGGCAGCCCGGACGGCUCCCCGGGAGACUGGGGCUCCCUUUAUUCCCCAGUCUCCCAGGCGGGCAGCUUGAGCCCCGUUGCCUCGCUGGAGGAGCGCCCUGGGCUGCAGGCGCCUGCGUCCCCUGCCUGCUUGCAUCCUGGCGCCCUGGCCUUUUCAGACUUUCUAUGAAGGGGCCUGUCCGUCUCUGGGUGGUGGGUGCUGUGAAGGGAGAGGGCAGAAGCCGUGAGAGGUGCGCAGAGAUGCGCGGAGGCCCUCAGGCGUACUUGUUCCUCCUGCCUCUGGCUCGCUGACCUCUGGUGGGCUCAGGCGCGAGAGAGGCUGGCAGGCCGGGUUCAAUCCCUUGUCUUCUGCGCUGCGUCAAGGGCAACUCUCUGCCGCUGCCCGCAGGAGUGGGCACUGCAGACUCAGUGCGUUUUAGGCCCCCUCCCUGCAGCCACCCCAAAAUCUCGUGCAAAGAAGGCACAACGAUAGCACUACACAGCAGCAGACACUCACUGUCUCUGUCACCCUACCCUCACUGAAGUCUGUCUGCCCCUCUGCCUCUUACCACUCCCCUCCAACCCAGCGCGACUUAAUCCAAUAUUUUGUGUCAGCGUUUGCUCCUGUGGCCCAGUAUGCCUUCUUCAAAGAGGCCGCUGACCUCCUCUAGCCCCUGUCUAAUCCCAGGGUAUGGGCCUCUCCACUCUGCCUUAAUCCAUGAAGGUGAUACUUUGCCUUCUCCUGCACUUUUCAGAGCCACUUCCCUCCCAAGGGCCAGAGAUGAGGCUGUGAACUGGGAAAGCGUAGGGCGCCAGCUCCUCUGGGGGAGCGCCUCCCUCGUGACCCUGCAAACUGAAGUAAUCUUGUCUUUAAAAAAAAAAAUCAGUUUGUAAAUUACAUGAUAGCUUUUGAAUUAAUUUUUGUCUGGUAAAUUAUAUGGCCCCCUCCUCUGUUGUAGAUGUUUGUAUUUAUUGAUAGAUUUCACGGUGGGAAAAGUCUUUAUUUUGUACAUAAGAUUAUUUAGGGACUGGUGAAUGAGUUUUGAGCCAAUAAAAUAAAGACCCUUCAGAAGCCUGAUUGUGCAGAGGGCAGGGCUGAGCCUCUGCGGCUGGGGUUGGGGGAGGGGGGUUCUGCAGGGAUGAGACUCUUUCUGGGGGUCUCAGGGGGGCCCCUCAGGAGGCCUGGUCUGAGAAGUUGUAGUGCUAGGCUGGAGGUCAGGAAGACUGCAUUCUCAGAGCAAGUCAGCUAUACACACUUGGAAAAUAAGAGCUGGAAGGCUCUUAAAAAUCAGUGGCUCACCCCCUUGUUUUAUUUAUGGGGCAGCAACUUG
Molecule: messenger RNA, 1996 nt
Organism: Sus scrofa (pig)
Lineage: Eukaryota; Metazoa; Chordata; Mammalia; Artiodactyla; Suidae
Gene: NEUROG3
Product: neurogenin 3
Biological process (GO): positive regulation of transcription by RNA polymerase II; sensory organ development; axon development
Cellular component (GO): nucleus
Molecular function (GO): protein dimerization activity; E-box binding; DNA-binding transcription factor activity, RNA polymerase II-specific
Source: RefSeq, a predicted model, not a curated record